CUUUCCUUAUCUAAAGAUAAGGAAAAAGAAACUUUUGAUUGAGUUCGUCCCAUAAUGUCAAUAUGUGGGCGUGUAUGUUUUAUUUAAUUGUUUGUUCUUCUAUCAUUGAAAUACCAGCAUAUCAGAGUCGAUCUCUAUCAAACUCUAUAAAGAGUGAAAGAAAUGUGCAAAGUUCCAAGAAGCGAUUACUGGCGCGAUCUCUAUCCUCACGCGUCAAGAAAAAAAAGUUAAGAGAAAAAAAGGAGGACUGCUGGCUCACACUCAACGCCAAACAGCAUUUCAAAACGAUGGAAGCAUUGGAAAAACAGUUCGAGAAAGCCCGGAGUGAAUAUGACGAACAACAGUUCUACGAUAAAUAUGACGAGGAAAUUCUAGGUACGCUUCUAGCCGACAAUGGCGCCACCGACCGCGAAACACAGAAGCAUGCAAACCUGAAGCGUCUAAUUCCUUCAGGUCUCAAUCUUGGAGGGCAGUCUAUGAUUAGGAUGACUGAUUCAAUCAUGUUCUUCCAUAGAAUGAAACUCCGCAACGACACAGUGUUCCGCGUCAACUACCUGAGCAGCAAUUUCACCAACAUGGUGUUGACUGGCCGGCUGGCUCUCAACGACCUGCACUUGAUCGGCUCUUACGAACGAGUUCAAACAACGCGCGACUCGCCAUCGACGCUCUUCUAUACGCCGUCUUACGGGGAAGUAGAAUUCCUGCUUCGAAACGUGAUAUACAAAAUGGAGGGUAGGUACAGACUGCAAAAAGAUAGAUUGUUCGUGGAGGUGAUCAUUUCCGAAUUAUAUAUACCCUACGAUGGAAUACUUAUGACGUACAGGAAUGUCAAUUCUACAUCAGAGGCGACGACUCUACAAACAAAACAUAUCUCCGAUUUUUUGGACAGAAUUAAAUCGGAUUUAGACUUAUGGCUGAAGGACUUUUUCAACGAAUUCCUUUUGAACAACCCGCCGAUAACAGUCCCUUCGCAAGAAGCAUUUCAAAAGUACGACAAGGAGAGGGUUUUAACGCUGAACAGAUAUGUGGACGAGGUCCUCGGUCACCUGACCACCCGUCUUGAGGAGUUGGGCGAUCAAAACGUUAAAUUGCCAAACUUUUCCAUCUACACUUUUACUGGCUGCAUUCUAAAAUUGAGUGACGGUACGUUGUCUGGUCUCGAUACCAUGUACCGCCGCUCUAUGGCGACCAACAACAUAGAUAAUGACGUCCGGCAGGUCGAUGCUCUUGUAUCAUUCAGCAACCUCAAGGUGCGGUACACUUAUGAGGUGCAAACGAUGACGGGUGUGCCGCCUCUGCACGGCAGCCUCAUAUUGACAGCCGACGAGCUGACAGCCCUCAUGAGCUUGCAUCUGGUGAAGAACCCGCUUUUUGUAGAUUUGAAAUUCGCCUUUUUAAUGCAAUUGAAACCAGAAUCCUUGACCGUGGAAGGCUCCGUUGCAGGAGUGAUAGCGAACUUCAAGCAUCUCCUGGAGUUGCACGUCAUAGCACUCAUGACGAACUCCAUGGUUGACCAGGUCAAGGCUUUGAAGUCGCUGGUUGAAUGUGUACCUACACUUUUAUCCAGGGCAUCAAAUGAAAACGGCAAAAGUGACACUGAACAUCAUACAAAGCAGAAAGAAUUAGUGGCGAAUACAGACACAACUAACAGAAAGAAGCCAGCAAAACGUGUCCCACUCUCAUCAUCAGACGAGUCGAGUAUUGUUGGUUUAGGGACCACUUCUGAAGAUGAGGUACAUGAUUUAAAAGUACUUUCUUCAGAUGCUAAUUCAGAUGAUUUGGUUAGUAAUACAGGUGACAGUAGUAGGUCUGUGGAUGAAAACUGAUGUAACUCUGAUGCCACUGAUACACUGAAAUUAUGAUUUUAAUCGUGUACAAAUUGUGUCAUUAUUUAUUUACGGGCCUAAAUUGUGUAUUUUAAUAAAAACUAAUUGAAA
Messenger RNA from Plodia interpunctella (Indianmeal moth), 1937 nucleotides. RefSeq lists its product as uncharacterized. NCBI's taxonomy places the organism in Eukaryota, Metazoa, Arthropoda, Insecta, Lepidoptera, Pyralidae. The transcript has 14 exons. Bases 63 to 1826 code for a protein of 587 amino acids. The record is from RefSeq and is a predicted model, not a curated record.